Molecule: messenger RNA, 396 nt
Organism: Penicillium longicatenatum
Lineage: Eukaryota; Fungi; Ascomycota; Eurotiomycetes; Eurotiales; Aspergillaceae
Gene: fkbp3
Product: peptidylprolyl isomerase family protein FPR2
Exons: 2
Coding region: 1-396 (131 amino acids)
Biological process (GO): protein peptidyl-prolyl isomerization
Molecular function (GO): peptidyl-prolyl cis-trans isomerase activity
Source: RefSeq, a predicted model, not a curated record
AUGCGUCUCACAACCAUCCUCCUCUCCCUCGCCUCCCUGGCCGUCGCCGCUGAGCUCGGCAUCGAAACAACCCACUCGGUCGAAUGCACCCGCAAGACCCAGAAAGGAGACAACGUCUCCAUGCACUACCGCGGAACACUGGCGGCAGAUGGCUCCAAGUUCGACGCAAGCUAUGAUCGCGGUGUGCCGCUGAACUUCAAGCUUGGAAGUGGUCGUGUUAUCAAGGGAUGGGACCAAGGUCUCCUUGAUAUGUGUAUCGGCGAGAAGCGCACCCUUACUAUUCCCCCCGAGCUUGCUUACGGCGACCGUGGCGUUGGUCCUAUCCCCGGUGGAUCGACUUUGAUCUUCGAGACCGAGUUGGUUGCUAUUGAUGGUGUCAAGAAGGAUGAGCUGUAA